AUGUCGGAGCGAGCGUGCUACAAGUGCAACGAGCCGGGCCAUUUUGCUCGCGAAUGCCCGAAUUCGAAUGGGGAUGACGGCCCCCGGCGCGGUGGCGGCGGCGGAGGUUCGUGCUACCAAUGUGGUGAAUCUGGCCACUUUGCUCGCGAAUGCACGAAGGGAGAUGGUGGCGGCCGCGGCGGCGGAUACGGUGGACGUGGUGGCGGCGGCGGCGGUCGCGAAUGCUACCAAUGCGGACAGUCUGGCCACUUCGCUCGCGAGUGCACUCAGGCUGGAGAUGGAAGCCGCGGUGGUGGCAGCUACGGCGGUGGACGCGGAGGAGGAGGCGGACCUAGGUGCUACAACUGCGGAAAGCCUGGUCACAUCUCUCGCGAAUGCCAGGAGAACGGAAGCGUGCAGGACAAGAAAUGCUACAAGUGCCAAGAAGUCGGCCACAUCUCACGCGAUUGCACGAGCGACUCACAAAAU
Messenger RNA from Mesorhabditis spiculigera, 468 nucleotides. The record is from the annotation of a GenBank genome assembly. Lineage: Eukaryota; Metazoa; Nematoda; Chromadorea; Rhabditida; Rhabditidae.